CUUACCAAAACAAAACCAAGCAGCGAGUCGGACGUGUGCGUGUGUCAUCCGUUAAUUAUUUUUAAUUCGAACGGAUUCAACCGAGGUGGGCGUGAGCUGGAGGAGCAAGUGCAACAGGAGCUCUGAAAUAAGAAGGUGCAAGUGCAGUCAGCUUGGCUGCCACAAACAACAGCGCCCGCCGCGUAUGCGUUGGCACAAGUUUCCAGCCAGCUUUUCCAGAGGCAGCAGUUUUCCGACCAGAAAAGUGUAUUUGCCAGCGGUGUGAAACAUUUUCCCGAAAUCGUGUAUAAAUGUGUUUAUAAAUCAGUUCUACGAAAUAAAAAAAACAACCAACCCACCAAGAUGAGGCCGCCCAGAACGAUGGCUUCGAUCCAGUUAGGACUACUUAGCCUCCUAUUGCUGGCCAAUAGUGGCAUUCAGAUUGUGCAAGCAGAUGGUUUCGCGGACUAUUUUUCCGACUACGAAUGCAACCAGCCCCUAAUGGAAAGAGCCGUCCUCACAGCAACGUCUUCCCUGUCGGACAGAGAACCCGAAAAAGCUAGAUUAAAUGCUGGCACCUCGUGGUCGGCCAAGAACUCGGACUUUGAUCAGCGUCUGAUUAUUGACCUGGGCGUGGUGCGCAACGUGACGCACAUCGCCCUGCAAGGACGACCUCAUAGCAAUGAGUACGUCACCGAGUACUCCAUUAGCUACGGCAUAACCGAUCUGGAGUUUGCCGACUACAAAGAGCCGGGCGGCAAUGUCAAGAUGUUCAAGGGUAACUCCGACGGCAACUCGAUCCACUACAAUGUCUUUGAGGUUCCCAUCAUUGCCCAGUGGGUGAGAAUCAAUCCCACCCGCUGGCACGAUCGCAUCUCCAUGCGAGUGGAGCUCUACGGCUGUGAAUAUAUUUCGGAGAACCUCUACUUCAACGGCACUGGCCUUGUGCGCUACAAACUGCGAGAGCCCAUCGCCUCCCUGAAGGAGUCCAUCCGGUUCCGCUUCAAGACCGCCUUCGCCAACGGCGUGAUGAUGUACUCCCGCGGCACCCAAGGAGACUACUACGCCCUGCAGCUGAAGGACAACAAGAUGGUGUUGAAUCUCAACUUGGGAUCCAAGAUCAUGACUUCCCUGUCCGUUGGCAGUUUGUUGGACGACAAUGUGUGGCACGACGUGGUCAUUUCAAGGAACCAGCGCGACAUCAUCUUCUCGGUAGAUCGAGUUAUAGUGCGAGAAAAGAUCAAGGGCGAGUUUAGCCGACUGAACCUGAAUCGGGAGUUGUACCUCGGUGGAGUGCCCAACGUCCAGGAGGGCUUGAUCGUCCAGCAGAACUUCUCGGGUUGCCUGGAGAACAUUUACUUCAAUUCCACCAACUUUAUUCGCUCCAUGAAGGACAGCUAUGAGCUAGGCGAGGCCUAUCUCUUCGAGAAGGUGAACACCAUCUAUGCGUGCCCGUCGCCGCCCAUUUAUCCGGUUACCUUCACCACCCGAGGCUCCUUUGUGCGCCUGAAGGGCUACGAGAACUCGCAGCGCCUGAAUGUGUCUUUCUUCUUCCGGACAUACGAGGAGAAGGGAGUGAUGCUGCACCACGACUUCUACUCCGGGGGCUACAUCAAGGUGUUCCUCGAGUAUGGCAAGGUCAAGAUCGACCUCAAGGCGAAGGACAGACCGCGAAUCAUACUGGACAACUACGAUGAGGCCUUUAACGACGGCAAGUGGCACUCUUUUAUUGUGUCCAUCGAAAGGAACCGCUUGGUCUUGAAUAUCGACCAGCGCCCGAUGACCACGACCAAGAAUCUGCAGAUCGCCACAGGAGCACAAUACUACAUAGCCGGCGGAAAGGACAAGUACGGAUUUGUGGGCUGCAUGCGUCUGAUUUCGGUGGAUGGAAACUACAAGCUGCCUCAGGAUUGGGUGCAGGGCCAGGAGGUUUGUUGCGGCGAUGAGGUGGUGGUGGAUGCCUGCCAGAUGAUUGAUCGCUGCAACCCCAAUCCCUGCCAGCACAAGGGCGUCUGCCACCAGAACUCCAUGGAGUUCUUCUGCGACUGUGCCCACACAGGCUAUGCCGGCGCUGUUUGUCAUACUUCCAACAACCCACUGUCUUGCCAGGCCCUCAAGAAUGUCCAGCAUGUGCAGCAGCGUGUCAAUCUGAACAUCGAUGUGGAUGGCAGUGGUCCUCUGGAGCCUUUCCCAGUUACUUGCGAGUUCUAUUCCGACGGAAGAGUCAUCACGACCUUAAGCCACAGCCAGGAGCACACCACCACCGUCAAUGGCUUCUCCGAGCCGGGCUCCUUUGAGCAGUCCAUCAUGUACGAUGCCAACCAACUUCAAAUCGAAGCCCUGCUGAAUCGCUCCCAGAGCUGCUGGCAGCGAUUGAGCUACUCCUGCCGCUCCUCCCGACUCUUCAACUCACCCUCCGAGGCUGGCAACUUCCGCCCCUUCUCGUGGUGGAUCUCACGAAACAACCAGCCCAUGGACUAUUGGGCGGGUGCUCUUCCCGGCUCUAGGAAAUGCGAGUGUGGUAUUCUGGGCAAGUGCCAUGACCCCACCAAGUGGUGCAACUGCGAUUCGAACAGUCUGGAAUGGAUGGAGGAUGGUGGCGACAUUCGGGAAAAGGAGUAUCUGCCGGUCAGAGCAGUGAAAUUCGGAGACACGGGUACCCCACUGGAUGAGAAAAUGGGACGCUAUACCCUGGGUCCCCUGCGCUGCGAGGGUGAUGAUCUGUUCAGCAACGUGGUGACUUUCAGGAUUGCAGAUGCCUCCAUUAACCUGCCACCCUUCGAUAUGGGACACUCGGGUGACAUUUACCUGGAAUUCCGCACGACUCAGGAAAAUGCAGUACUCUUCCAUGCCACUGGACCCACGGACUACAUAAAGCUCAGCUUGAAUGGCGGCAACCAGCUGCAGUUCCAGUACCAGGCGGGAAGCGGCCCGCUGGGAGUUAAUGUGGGCACCAGCUACCAUCUGAACGACAACAACUGGCACACGGUGAGUGUGGAGCGCAACCGGAAGGAGGCCCGUCUAGUGGUCGAUGGAUCCAUCAAGGCCGAAGUUCGGGAGCCGCCAGGCCCAGUGCGAGCUCUCCACCUGACCUCAGAUUUGGUGAUUGGCGCAACCACUGAAUACCGCGAUGGGUAUGUGGGCUGUAUUCGUGCUUUGCUGCUUAACGGAAAGAUGGUGGACCUGAAGGAUUACUCCAAGCGGGGUCUCUACGGCAUCAGCACUGGAUGUGUAGGCCGCUGCGAGUCAAGUCCCUGCCUCAACAAUGGCACCUGCAUUGAGCGUUACGAUGGUUACAGCUGCGAUUGUCGUUGGAGCGCCUUCAAGGGACCCAUUUGCGCCGAUGAGAUUGGUGUCAACUUGCGUUCUAGUUCGAUUAUCCGCUACGAGUUUGAGGGAUCCUUCCGCUCCACCAUUGCCGAAAACAUUCGCGUAGGCUUCACCACCACAAUUCCCAAGGGAUUCCUGUUGGGAUUCUCUUCCAACCUUACUGGCGAAUAUCUGACCAUACAGAUUUCCAACUCAGGACACUUGCGCUGUGUAUUUGACUUUGGCUUUGAGCGUCAGGAAAUCAUUUUCCCGAAGAAACAUUUUGGCUUGGGGCAGUACCACGACAUGCACUUUAUGCGAAAGAAUGGCGGGUCCACAGUCGUGUUAAAGGUGGACAACUACGAGCCUGUGGAGUACAAUUUCGACAUCAAGGCAUCAGCGGAUGCUCAGUUCAAUAACAUUCAGUACAUGUACAUUGGCAAGAACGAGUCCAUGACCGAUGGCUUUGUGGGUUGUGUGUCGCGAGUGCAGUUCGAUGAUAUCUAUCCUCUAAAGCUGAUGUUCCAGCAGAAUCCUCCGAAAAAUGUCAAGUCGUUGGGCACGCAAUUAACGGAAGACUUUUGUGGAGUCGAGCCAGUGACGCAUCCUCCCAUCGAAAUCGAGACCAGGCCACCACCUCUGGUGGACGAGGAGAAGCUGCGUAAGGCUUACAACGAAGUGAAUUCCGUUCUGCUAGCCAUUCUUCUUGUUAUCCUCUUCCUGCUCCUGGUUCUCAUGUUCUUCCUCAUCGGUCGCUACUUGCACCGACACAAAGGUGACUAUUUGACGCAUGAGGAUCAAGGCGCCGAUGGGGCCGACGAUCCGGAUGAUGCUGUCCUCCACUCAACCACUGGCCAUCAAGUCAGAAAGCGGCAGGAGAUCUUCAUCUAAGCCUGUCGUCAGCAUAUGCACACAAAUCGUUUUUUAUCGCCUUAGACACGCCACAGCGACAACUCAGACACCAAAAAAACUAAGAAAACAAAAAGUAAAAUCAAACAAAC
This is a messenger RNA of Drosophila bipectinata, 4289 nucleotides long. It is a transcript of the gene Nrx-IV, whose product is annotated as neurexin-4. Lineage: Eukaryota; Metazoa; Arthropoda; Insecta; Diptera; Drosophilidae. The record is from RefSeq and is a predicted model, not a curated record.